Molecule: messenger RNA, 1995 nt
Organism: Pochonia chlamydosporia 170
Lineage: Eukaryota; Fungi; Ascomycota; Sordariomycetes; Hypocreales; Clavicipitaceae
Product: heat shock protein
Exons: 5
Coding region: 1-1995 (664 amino acids)
Biological process (GO): endoplasmic reticulum unfolded protein response; cellular response to unfolded protein; protein refolding
Cellular component (GO): membrane; endoplasmic reticulum lumen; nucleus
Molecular function (GO): heat shock protein binding; ATP hydrolysis activity; misfolded protein binding
Source: RefSeq, a predicted model, not a curated record
AUGGCUCGAUCACGGAGCACAUUCGCCUUGGGCCUCGGGCUCCUUUGUUGGAUCACUCUUCUCUUCUCUCCCUUGGCCUUCGUCAAGUCUGUUCAGGCUGAUGACACUGAUAGCUAUGGCACCGUUAUUGGUAUUGAUCUGGGUACGACUUACAGCUGCGUCGGUGUGAUGCAGAAGGGCAAGGUCGAAAUUCUCGUCAACGAUCAGGGUAACCGAAUUACUCCUUCCUAUGUCGCCUUCACCGAUGAGGAGCGUCUGGUUGGUGACUCGGCCAAGAAUCAGGCCGCCGCCAACCCCACGCGAACCAUCUUUGACAUCAAGCGUUUGAUUGGUCGAAAGUUCAGUGAGAAGGACGUUCAAGCCGAUGUCAAGCACUUCCCCUACAAGGUUGUCUCCAAGGAUGGCAAGCCUGUCGUCAAGGUCGAUGUCAGCGGAUCUGAGAAGACUUUCACUCCUGAGGAGAUUUCCGCCAUGGUUUUGGGUAAGAUGAAGGAGGUCGCCGAGUCCUACUUGGGCAAGAAGGUCACCCACGCCGUUGUUACCGUCCCCGCCUACUUCAAUGACAACCAGCGCCAGGCUACCAAGGAUGCCGGUGUCAUCGCCGGUCUCAAUGUCCUCCGAAUUGUCAACGAGCCCACCGCCGCCGCUAUCGCCUACGGCCUGGAUAAGACUGAGGGCGAGCGCCAGAUCAUUGUCUACGAUCUUGGUGGUGGUACCUUCGAUGUCUCUCUUCUGUCCAUUGACCAGGGUGUUUUCGAAGUCUUGGCUACUGCUGGUGACACCCAUCUUGGUGGUGAGGAUUUCGACCAGCGCCUCAUCAACCACUUCGCCAAGUCCUACAACAAGAAGAACGGCGUCGAUAUUACCAAGGACCUCAAGGCCAUGGGUAAGCUCAAGCGUGAAGCCGAAAAGGCCAAGCGCAGUCUGUCUUCUCAGAUGAACACUCGCAUUGAGAUCGAGGCCUUUUUUGAGGGCAACGACUUCUCUGAGACCCUUACCCGCGCCAAGUUCGAGGAGCUCAACAUCGAUCUCUUCAAGAAGACCCUGAAGCCUGUCGAGCAGGUUCUCAAGGACGCCAACGUCAAGAAGACUGAGAUUGACGACAUUGUCCUCGUCGGUGGUUCCACUCGUAUCCCCAAGGUUCAGGCUCUUAUUGAGGAGUACUUUGGUGGCAAGAAGGCCUCCAAGGGUAUCAACCCCGAUGAGGCUGUCGCUUUUGGUGCCGCUGUCCAGGCUGGUGUUCUUUCCGGAGAGGAGGGUACCGAGGAGAUCGUUCUCAUGGAUGUCAACCCUCUGACUCUUGGUAUUGAGACCACUGGUGGCGUCAUGACCAAGCUGAUUCCCCGCAACACCCCCAUCCCUACUCGCAAGAGCCAGAUCUUCUCUACCGCUGCCGAUAACCAGCCCGUGGUCCUGAUCCAGGUCUACGAGGGUGAGCGAUCUCUUACCAAGGACAACAACCUUCUUGGCAAGUUCGAACUUACUGGCAUCCCCCCCGCGCCCCGUGGCGUCCCCCAGAUUGAGGUCUCUUUUGAGCUUGAUGCCAACGGUAUCCUCAAGGUCUCUGCCCACGACAAGGGCACUGGCAAGCAGGAGUCCAUCACCAUCACCAACGACAAGGGCCGUCUUACUCAGGAGGAAAUUGACCGCAUGGUUGCUGAGGCUGAGAAGUACGCCGAGGAAGACAAGGCUACCCGUGAGCGCAUUGAGGCUCGCAACGGUCUUGAGAACUACGCCUUCAGCUUGAAGAACCAGGUUAACGACGCCGAGGGUCUCGGUGGCAAGAUCAGCGACGAGGAGAAGGAAACUAUUCUGGAUGCCGUCAAGGAGGCUACUGAGUGGCUCGACGAGCACGGCACUGACGCUUCCGCUGAGGACUUUGAGGAGCAGAAGGAGAAGUUGUCCAACGUCGCCUACCCCAUCACUUCCAAGAUGUACGGCGGUGCCCCUGGUGGCGAGAAGGAGGCGGAGGGUGAUUUCCACGACGAAUUGUAA